Schistosoma turkestanicum is the source of this 675-nucleotide messenger RNA. The record is from the annotation of a GenBank genome assembly. NCBI's taxonomy places the organism in Eukaryota, Metazoa, Platyhelminthes, Trematoda, Strigeidida, Schistosomatidae.
CCUUGAGGGUGUGCGCUAUUUGAGUUCGAUCACAUUUUAGAUUGGGUUUUCCCGUAAGGGAAUGGAACUUUGUUAACAGAGCUUUACCAACCAGUUUGAACUUCCAGUCCGCUUGUACUACUAACUAGCGAGUCAUCUUUAGUAAUGGCUUUCCAGUUGUAUUCAAAUGAAUUUCGCUCAUUUGUAUUGCGUAGAUUUCUCACAACUUCUCUUGUUAGAAACAAAAAAGAAGUUAGGUAUACGGUAGAUAAAAACGUAACAACGGUUGAAGGAGUACUUGUACCGUCAGAACGUGAAGGCAAAGUUAUAUGUUUGGACGGUUUUGGCGACCCUAGAGAUAAAGAUCCGAUUAGUCGACUGGGUUUAAAUAUUCGUCACACAGAUGUUCGAAUAUUAUCACAAUUUUUAAGACCUGAUGGAACUGUUCUUCCUAGACAUAUUUCUGGUAUAAGCCGUCGGUCACAAUCCCAUUUGGAACUAAUGAUUGAACGUGCAAGGAAAGCUGGAUUAUUACCUAUACGAAUUGAACCAGAUGGAACUCACGUGUAUGAAGACCGUGGUCGUCAUUGUUUCAAUGUGUACUAUGAUAGUGAGAUGAUAGGUCUUCCAAAAGCCUCUAAAAAAGCUAUCAAAUAUGUUCCUCCUGAGUAAUAUAAUAAAAAUUUACUUUCAUUG